Molecule: messenger RNA, 913 nt
Organism: Daphnia pulicaria
Lineage: Eukaryota; Metazoa; Arthropoda; Branchiopoda; Diplostraca; Daphniidae
Product: very-long-chain (3R)-3-hydroxyacyl-CoA dehydratase 2-like
Exons: 5
Coding region: 154-840 (228 amino acids)
Biological process (GO): sphingolipid biosynthetic process; very long-chain fatty acid biosynthetic process; fatty acid elongation
Cellular component (GO): endoplasmic reticulum membrane
Molecular function (GO): 3-hydroxyacyl-CoA dehydratase activity
Source: RefSeq, a predicted model, not a curated record
UGUAAAGUAACGGGACUUUGACACGAAACUCAAGAGGAAGAGGAACCGGUGUCCGCGACGCUGUAAAACCUUUAUAGCAUUUAGGCAAAAAACAUUCACCAACCUAAAAGAAGAAGCUUGAUUUAGUUCAAGAACUGAUUCAAUAAGAAAACGAUGUCUACGCCCAAAAAAGCUCCUCGUGUGUUAUCCUUGCCUGCCAAGGCAUAUCUUGUUCUCUACAAUGUUAUUCAAUUUCUGGGAUGGUCUUUCAUCCUGUACAAAAUGGUAGACCAUUUCACCAACAAGGGUCUCAAAGUGACAGGUUUGUGGGAACAGGUUGAAAUUCCCCUGCUCAUUUUUCAAUCGGCUGCUGUGUUUGAGAUUGUACACAGUGCUACAGGCAUCAUCCCCAGCAAUGUUGGAAUUACUUUUGCUCAAGUUUUUUCCAGAGUUUUUCUCCUUUGGCCAAUCCUUUACUAUGUUACUGAGACAAGAGACCAGUUUGGAUUCCCCCUUUUAUUGGUUGCUUGGACUGUUACGGAAGUUCUUCGCUACCUUUACUACAUCUUGAAUUUACUCUCUGCUGUGCCAGCAAUUUUACAGUGGUGCAGAUAUUCUUUUUUCAUUAUUUUGUAUCCUAUUGGAAUAACGGGUGAGCUUAUUUCCUGUUACUGUGCUCUACCCUACUACAGCAUAACUCAGGAAUUUUCAGUUUUACUACCAAAUAAGUGGAAUUUCACAUUCAACUUCUAUUACUACAUUGUUUUGGUCAUGUUGGCUUAUAUUCCAGUGUUCCCUCAAUUAUAUGGUCAUAUGUUUUUGCAAAGAAAGAAGAUUCUUGGCAACAAAAAACAAGAUUAAGAAAUCAUCUGAAAGAAUGCUCAUUUGUUUAUUGUUAUGUUAGUUAAAGAAUACAAUUUGGUUAUUCAUGGUA